AUGGCUUUCUUUCGAGAAAUUGCCAGCUGGGAAACAUUGUUGACCGUUAGCGAGUCCUUUCCAAGGGCUGUUGAGAGGUUCCAUUUUGGGCGAACCCCAGCACAGUUCCCUCCAGGGGUUUCUCCUUGUCCAAUGGUGAUCGAAGGAUUCUUGCCUGCCGGAAGCAUUGCAUCACCGGUUUUGGCUCCGGGAGCUCGGGAAUCGGGACGUCAUAAAAAUUAUUCCAAAGCCUGCUCCGUGGCAUCAGAGGGCGCUGAUGUCGCAGCUCCGGGCGACGAGGACCACGGUCGCUCGGUCGAAGUUUGGGCAGGUCAGGACACCGCUCUUCAAGCCGAAGCGCCCCUUCCAUUCCACACGGCCUCGGCGAGCGGACGCAACCCAAAAACCUGGGGAUGCGGCGGCCGAAGCUUCGUUAUCGCUGAGCGCCAGGCUCAAGAAGUUGUCGAGAGAGACAUCGUGGUGCGUAAUGCCCAGAAGGUCAUCCCUGAGCGGGUCCAGACGUGGUGGCGCGAAUACCGGCACGCUGCCAAAGAGGCGAAGAGGGAACGGACUGGCGAGCUGGGCGAGCUCGAUGUUAUCGGCCAUGGGGUCGCGGAGGCUGAGCAGCGGAGCAAGCAAGAGGGAGCGAGUCUCGCCACGCAACUUGCGCUCGCAUACGCCAUCCACAAGAGUUUCAUCUUCAUCCGCGUCCCGCUGACGGCUGCCAUUACCCCCAAGGUGGUCAAGGUGCUCAGAUCAUGGGGCUGGCAGAUCGGCAAGAAGGUCAGCAAGAAGGCCAAGCGGUGA
Messenger RNA from Chaetomium globosum CBS 148.51, 786 nucleotides. RefSeq lists its product as uncharacterized. The transcript has 4 exons. NCBI's taxonomy places the organism in Eukaryota, Fungi, Ascomycota, Sordariomycetes, Sordariales, Chaetomiaceae. The record is from RefSeq and is a predicted model, not a curated record. Gene Ontology annotation, cellular component: mitochondrion. Bases 1 to 786 code for a protein of 261 amino acids.